Lactuca virosa is the source of this 702-nucleotide messenger RNA. NCBI's taxonomy places the organism in Eukaryota, Viridiplantae, Streptophyta, Magnoliopsida, Asterales, Asteraceae. The record is from the annotation of a GenBank genome assembly.
AUGUACAAGUCGGAUACAUGUUCGACUGAAUCUGCCACAAAUGCUUCUUCCUCGCAACAUCCUGAAAUAGAAACAACUUAUACGUCAAGCGACAUAUCAACGAGGGUCGUAAAGAAGAAGAAGAGUAGCACAAAGGCAUUAGUGAAGCGUCUACUAGGCGUUGUGGCUGAGUUAUCAUCUAAAGUAGAUCGUGUAUUACAUGAAAAAGAUGAGCCAAACAAACGGUUUGUAGAGGAGGGGGAGGAGGAGGAGGAGAUGAUAAAUGAAGAGGAUGAAGAACCAUAUUACCAUGAUACACAGUUCGACUAUGGUGGUUUGGAGGAGAAAGUUGUGCCUACACCUACGCAUGGUGAGCCGUCACAAGACGUGGGUGAACAUGACACAAAAAUAGUGACUCCUAUUGGUAGGCCGCAACGAAAGAGGGUUGUUGCAUCGUAUCAGCGGACUCCGUUCACAGUGAUGCAAUCGACAGCAAAAUUGAAGAAAAUCAGCAAGACAAGGAAGAAAAAAAUAGAGGAGAGUCCUAAAAAAACAAAUGAGGAUAUUAUCAAUGCAGAGAGUAGUGAUGUUUCAAACCAUCUCUUGUUGGACAAUAUUUAUACUAAUAGUCCGAUGAGUUUUUGGAAAGAAUGGAGUGUGCUCUCUUCCAAACUCAUCACUAAACAUAGGCUGCAUAUUUUCCCACUAGAUAUGGAUUUUUGA